CAGUAUUUAUAAAACAGUAAACUUUUGUAAUAUUUCAAUCAGGUCGCAAAUAUUUUUUCGUCAACAGCUGUCUACCGCGUUGGACAGCACUUCUACACUUUGGCUGCUUUCUUUGCCAGCACAACUACGAGUAUUGUAUAUAGUAGUAGAUGAGGCAUUCAAACGGCAGGAGCAUUAGCCUUCAGCGAUGCCCUCGGCCCAGUUCGGCGAAACGAGGACAGCGUGCCAGCACUCCAUCAAGGCGCCUAUCAGAUUUGCAAGAACGACCGGCAUGGGACGCCACAUCGUCCAACCUCGACAAGUUCAAGCUGUCGGCCGAAGAACUGGAACGACGCAAGGCCGCCCGCAUCUCCAAGAACCGCCCCCUUGCCGCCGACGUCAAACGCAGCUUUAUUGAAGCAUGGGCCAAGGACGUUAGCGCGAGCGCGCAGGAGCAGGAGCAGGAAGCCGACACGGCAAACGACCAGGACCGCCCCCGCAGCAGCCCAGCCCCCGCAAGGGAGCUGCCAAUCGACUACGGCAGCGUAAUUGACAUGCUGCGCAAGUCACCCGGCGCGGCGCGUGUUGCUGCUGCCCAUGCGACGGCUGACAGCUCUGCGCCCAGCGCUGGCCCCACUCCCGGAGCUCGAGGAGGUGAGCCCCGCCGCGCAGGCGUCCACUUCGCCGACCCCGGUGACACCGCAGCAGAUGGUGGUGCGGAUAGCAAAGGGCCCCGGCAGCAGAAACAGCAGGCUGAGGGAUCUGGGGAGGAGGCCGUGGCCCCGGGUGGUGGCGCGGCGGGGGUGCGGCGGGCGGAGAUCAGCGUCACCCCGGCAGCACUGCGGCCCAGGUUCAACCCGGCGGAAGCAACCACCAUCAUUGCGUUCGGAGGCGACAGCGACGUCGACGAACACGAUGCAGCUGAUGCCGAUGUCAGUGGUGAUGUCGAUGAUGAGGAAGCUGUCGCUCAGACGAGGAGCAGGGGCCCCGAGGCAGGCGACGCCAUGACCGCAGCCUUCGGGGCAGCGCUGUUCGGCCGAGAGCGCGGCGGGGCGCACGAGGCUGGGGCCGGGGAGGCGGCGGGAGGCGGUUUAUCGCUGGCGUGGGCCACCAGUCGGGGAGCUGCGUCGCCCCUGGAUGCCGGCAUGGGUGACGUCGAGCGGCGGCUCCGCGCUCUCGAGGCUGCCAUGCCGGGCAGCAGCUUGGGUGGCAGUGGUGGGGGCAGUGGGGCGGGCUCGCUGCUGCAGGAGGACGUGUCGGAGCUGCGGCAGGAGCUGCGGAAGGUCCAGCAAGACAACGCCAAGCUGCGCCAGGAGCUGAGCGCUUUCUCCGCACACGCCAGCACCCUGCUGACACAACUGCAGGCCCAAGUGAACCAGCUGCUGCGGUCCUCCUCUGGAGGCGCCUCCGUAGCCUCCUCGGGAGCCCCGGCGUCCCAGCCCCUCGCAAGACCGCAGCCGCAGCAGCAACCCCUCGCCUCCAUCUCCUCACUCCCCGCCGUGGCCGCCAUUCCCACCACCGUCCUGGAGGCAAGCCGCAGUGUGGGCUACGGCUUUGGCAACACCAUGGAAACCCAGCCGCAGUUCCAGCCCUCAUCCCAGCCGCUACAUGUCCCGCUCAACCAAGCACAGCAGCCCGUGGUGCGUCGCAACAUCUUUGCUGACCUGGACGAAUCCGUGUUGCGGCCGCUGGGGGCGCAGGGCGCCGGCAAGGCAGCGCAUGGCGGCGGCGGGGAGGCUGGCGGGCUGGGAGGUCCCGCAGCGUCGCCGUACAGUGUGUACGGUGCCGUCAGCAGCCGCCCGGUCGCUGCUGGGAUAGCCAUGACGGCCGCAGCAGCAGCAGCAGGCACGGCUGCGUCUCCAAGGUACCCCGCUGAGGUGGCGGCGCCCGUGCAGUAUGCGCCACAGGCUAUUCCUGUGCAAAACAUUGACGAUGCGGAGAUUGCGCUGCCGUCGUUUGCCGCAUUUAGGCGUGCUGCCGGCGCCGCGGCAUUCACUGCCACUCGCGCCCCCGCCAGCACCUCUCAAGCCCCCCUUGUCUCGCCCAUGGCCACGAACGCUGGUCCCGGCAGUAACAACACCUGCGCCACCGGACCAGAUGGGCCAGGUCCCUCACCUCCCACUGCAGCCGCAAUGCCGUCGCGCCCCUUUCCCACCCAGUACCAGCCACGCAGCCUAGGCGGCGUCCUGGUGCGCUGCGGCCCCGGCGCCGAUGCCAGUGCACCUCACAUCGCGCUCGGCCCUGCUUCGGUAGCUGCUGCCGCCGCCGCCUCCAACAACGCCAGCGGCGCAUAUGCGGCCUCUCUGGCAGCAACCGCCGCCGCCGCUGCCAGCGGCUCCGACGCGGCGGCUGCGGAGCUGGCUCGGACGCAUGCGGGUCUGCCGCAGCCGCUGGUGUUCAGCAUGGGGCCGGAGUUCCGUACGGCGCGUGCCUCGGGGCUGUCAGCGGAGAACUCCAUGUCACUCAGCGCACACACGGCAGCGGCAGCGUCGUUGAGGUCCAAGACAACGGUUGUGAGGCCGGGGGUUGGGUUGGGCAGGUGAUACCGUAGCGCUGUGUUGGGGCGUGGGUGUUGGCUUCUCGGGUUUGACUUGGUUGCAUGGUAAAUGCAUGGUAAUGUAAGCCGUGACUGACCUGAACCUAGCCUAAGGUCGUAGCCGUCCCCGGGGCUGUGCAAUGCGCUAAAGGGGGUUGAGGGGUCUGGCGUCUUUCUAGGGGCAUUUCGAAGCAGUAUGACGUGGCUAGAGCCCAAGUACUGCGGCCCAAAUGCCAUGUCAUGAUAUGGUCAUUGGUUAUGGCAAUGGUGGAUUUAGUAACGCCGGAUGCAUUACGUCGUUUGUUGAGGAAUAGACACUAGAGAAGGCUUACAACCACGGAAACGAUGCUCGGACCCGUGAUGCAGUCCACAGUUUUAACACGCACCUCGCAUUUAAACUGUAUGAAACGUCGUUGCCUUACAUCCGUACAUCCCUUGUCAGCCCUAGACACGCAAGCACUAC
Molecule: messenger RNA, 2978 nt
Organism: Astrephomene gubernaculifera
Lineage: Eukaryota; Viridiplantae; Chlorophyta; Chlorophyceae; Chlamydomonadales; Astrephomenaceae
Source: the annotation of a GenBank genome assembly